GUAGCGCAAGACACCUGGAGCAGAAGUCUUCUGCUCCAAAGGAGGGACACUCCGAAAAGACUUCAAAACCAGGUAGAACCGUAGAACUGCCAAACACAUUCCCCUCUCUUCUCGCAGGCCUUGCCACCCAUUCUCUCUCUCUCUCUCUCUCUCUCUCUCUCUCUCUCUCUCUCUAGGGUUUGAGUUCUCUGCAAUUCGUCGGUUGCUUGGCCCUCGCGCUUGAUUGAUUGUUCAGGGAGGGAGGCCUUUGGUGGAUCUCCUAACAGGUGGAUCGAAUUAGGGUUGUUUAAUUGUUCUAGGGAUGGGUAGCCCUAAGAAGAAUGAAAGUAAGGGUUUCUUCGCUGCCAUGACUUCUGGCUUGUCCAUGUUUGGUAGCGCUAUGCACAGAUCUGUCAACGGGUUGCUUGGUUAUGAGGGGGUUGAGGUUAUAAAUCCAGAGGGAGGCAAAGAAGAUGCUGAGGAGGAGGCCCAAAGAGGGAGAUGGAAGAAAGAGGAACGAGAUAGUUAUUGGAAGAUGAUGCACAAGUAUAUAGGUUCAGAUGUUACAUCAAUGGUGACACUUCCAGUACUUAUUUUUGAGCCGAUGACAAUGCUUCAGAAAAUGGCAGAGUUAAUGGAGUACUCCCACCUUUUAGAUCGAGCAGAUGAAUGUGAGGAUCCAUACAUGCGGUUGGUGUAUGCUUCAUCUUGGGCCAUAUCUGUGUAUUAUGCUUACCAGCGAACUUGGAAGCCUUUUAAUCCAAUUCUUGGUGAGACUUAUGAAAUGGCUAAUCAUGGUGGGAUUACAUUUAUUUCAGAGCAGGUGAGUCAUCAUCCCCCAAUGAGUGCUGGGCAUGCUGAAAAUGAGCAUUUUACAUAUGAUGUGACAUCAAAGUUAAAAACCAAAUUUUUAGGAAACUCCGUUGAUGUCUACCCUGUUGGAAGAACGCGGGUGACUCUUAAAAGAGAUGGUGUAGUCAUAGAUUUGGUGCCUCCUCCCACAGUGGUAAACAAUCUGAUUUUUGGACGGACUUGGGUUGAUUCUCCAGGGGAGAUGAUCAUGAUAAAUUUGACAACUGGAGACAAAGUCGUGCUAUACUUUCAACCAUGUGGCUGGUUUGGGGCUGGUCGCUAUGAAGUCGAUGGAUAUGUAUAUAAUGCUAAUGAGGAACCUAAAAUAUUGAUGACAGGGAAAUGGAAUGAGUUUAUGAGUUAUCAACCUUGCGAUUUGGAAGGGGAACCUCUUCCAGGCACAGAACUGAAAGAGGCUUGGCAUGUUGCUGAUACUCCAGAGAAUGACAAAUUUCAGUACACAUAUUUUGCACAUAAAAUAAACAGCUUUGACACUGCCCCUAAGAAAUUGUUGGCAUCAGAUUCUCGUUUGCGUCCUGAUAGAUAUGCACUUGAGAAGGGUGAUUUAUCAAAAGCUGGUGCUGAAAAGAGCAGUCUGGAAGAAAGGCAGCGAACUGAGAAGAGAAACCGGGAGGCCAAGGGGCAUCAGUUUACACCAAGAUGGUUUGACUUGACGGAUGAGGUUACAACUACACCUUGGGGUGACUUGGAAAUCUAUCAAUUCAAUGGUAAAUACAUUGAACACCGAGCAGCUGUUGAUGGAUCGGAUUUUGUUAAUGAAGAUGAUGUUAGAUCAACGGAGUUCAAUCCGUGGCAGUAUGGUAAUCUGAGUCUGGAAUGAGGUCUCAGUUUUCAUCACAUUUGCCUGCCUCGUGUGAUUGCUUUCACCUCUUUUCCUUGGGAAGAAUUUUAGCAGAGUUGAAGGCCCCUUUUUUCGACUUUCUUUUUUUAAAAUGCCUGAUCGAAGGACAUCAGUAUGAUGAAGGAGCAGCUGCUUUCUGUGGAUACAGGGGUGAGUAUCCACAUGGCGCGUCCAUUGCCAACUGGGAUCUUUAUGUGGAGGAGAGAGGAAGCAGGAAGGGGGGGUGUUGGAGUUCAAUUUGUGGGCAUGAAUCCACCUCCUUUUUUUUUUUUUUUCUCUUCAAGUCCAUUGGGGCAACUGGCCCUAUGAUUUUCCUUCCUGAAUGACUAUCAUGAUUUGAUGGAAAAUAGGGCAGCGGCUUUGGAAAUGUACGGGGUGUAGUCUGUUCUCUUUCCAGCUUUGAGGAAAUUAGGCUAGCUGUGCUGUCAGCGACUGGAGUUGUGGGUGAUAUUAGUUUUAUUUGUAGCCUUGAAACAACAUCAUAUACUAUUCUUUCUAUUUUUUUUUUCCCCUUCUAAACUUAAUCCCGUGAAGCAGUGGACAACUCGUUGAAGUUUUCUUUCGACGAGUCAGUUAAAGUCAUUAAUGGAAUAUAGAAGACUAUUGCUAGUUUCCUAUUUAUUAAUAGGAGGUAAA
Malania oleifera is the source of this 2329-nucleotide messenger RNA. Its product is annotated as oxysterol-binding protein-related protein 3C. Gene Ontology annotation, molecular function: sterol binding. The record is from RefSeq and is a predicted model, not a curated record. The coding region runs from base 302 to 1672 and encodes 456 amino acids. The transcript is spliced from 11 exons. NCBI's taxonomy places the organism in Eukaryota, Viridiplantae, Streptophyta, Magnoliopsida, Santalales, Ximeniaceae. Gene Ontology annotation, cellular component: membrane; intracellular membrane-bounded organelle; cytosol.